Lactuca sativa (garden lettuce) is the source of this 1823-nucleotide messenger RNA. The record is from RefSeq and is a predicted model, not a curated record. Lineage: Eukaryota; Viridiplantae; Streptophyta; Magnoliopsida; Asterales; Asteraceae.
UCCAACAGAAUCUCCUUAAAAAAAGUUUCCAAAUUGAUGAAAUAAAUUAUUUUAUCGUGGAUUAGUUGAGGAAGAAAUCCAGAGGCCAGACGACAGUAGAAAGUGGACUCCAUGCAUACAACUCCAUAAAACCAAAACAUCCAAAACUAAUCGGAAUCUUCUUCCAUUGAUGCUCUGAGAAAUCCUUGACAUCAUUUGUAAACGGCACAUAUCAACGCUUCAGAGAAUCUAUCCAGGUAUAAGAGAUUGAACUUCCACCAAAUUACCGAUCCCUUUGUUUUGAGAUACAGCAACGAUUUAGCAACAAAAUUGAUUUCUGUUUCGGUUUUUCCGUAAAAGGGGAAUUUCAAAUGUUUAUGUUGCGUUACCAAAUAUAGAAGAUUGGUUAAUCUUCCGCAUUAAUCAAAUGGGGGGCAAGAGUUCUAAGAAUUCAAAGCCAAAAGGAGGGAAGUAUAGCCAAUCGACAUCAUCUUGUUCAAACAAUCAGUACGGCGGUUAUCCUUCGCAGCCAUCUUCCUCUACUCCGGCCUACGGCGCACAACCUCCUAAACCACAAAAGAAGCUCGAGAAACGAUAUUCACGAAUCGCUGAUAAUUACAAUUCUCUAGAACAGGUGACACAGGCUCUUUCAAAUGCAGGACUCGAAUCUUCCAACCUCAUCGUCGGCAUUGAUUUCACCAAAAGCAAUGAAUGGACAGGUUCACAAUCCUUCAAUGGAAAAAGCUUACAUCAUAUUUCAGAUCAUAGUCUAAACCCCUAUGAACAUGCCAUAUCCAUCAUCGGGAAGACAUUAGCAGAUUUUGAUGAAGAUAACUUGAUUCCAUGUUAUGGAUUUGGAGAUGCAACAACACAUGAGAAAGCUGUUUUCAGUUUUUAUCAUGAAGAUAGAUUCUGUAAUGGAUUUGAAGAUGUGUUAAGUAGAUACAGAGAAAUUGUCCCUCAUCUAAAUCUUUCAGGUCCCACAUCUUUUGCCCCUGUGAUUGAACAAGCUAUGGCAAUUGUUGAUCAAAGUGGAGGCCAAUACCAUGUCCUAUUAAUCAUCGCUGAUGGGCAAGUUGGUCAUUCAGAAGAAAAGAAAACUAUAGAAGCCAUAGUCAAAGCAAGCAAGCUUCCACUCUCUAUAGUGUUAGUCGGGGUAGGAGAUGGGCCUUGGGGGAUGAUGAAGGAUUUUGACGAUAAUAUCCCUAAUCGUGACUUUGAUAAUUUUCAGUUUGUGAAUUUUACAGAAAUUAUGUCAAAAACAUAUUUGCCUUCAAAUCGAAAAGAGACAGAAUUUGCUCUUUCAGCAUUGAUGGAAAUCCCUUCUCAAUAUAAAGCAACAAUUGAACUACAUUUACUUGGGAAUCGCGGAGGAAUAUUCCACCAGAGGGCCGCCCUACCACCGCCAGUUGGUCAACCAUCCUCCUCCUCCUGUAACGUCUCAAAACCAUCGCCGUCAACUACUUUUCAAAAUAGUGGUUGUACUUCAAAUGGUCAAACUAGUCAAAAUGACACGUUAGCAUCAAUUUCAAAAUCAACUAAUGAUGAACAGUUAUGCCCCGUUUGCCUUACGAACAUGAAGAACAUGGCCUUCGGGUGUGGGCAUCAGACGUGUCACGAAUGUGGGGAAUCGCUUCAGUUGUGCCCAAUUUGUCGCGCCUCAAUCCAAACAAGAAUAAAGCUCUUCUAAAACUUGGUUUAUUUUACUGACAAUAUAGUUCUUCUUUUGGUGAACAUAUAUUUAGGUUUAAUUUUGGUGACUUUAAUAUGAAAACUUGAAAAAAAAAAAAAAAGAUGUGGGUGAUGAGAUUUUUUAAGAAAAGGAAAAUAUUUUGAGUUGGGUU